AUUGUCCCAGCCCCCAUGUCACCUGGUGACAAGCUGGACCCGCUUCCUGACAGCUUCAUUCUGCAACCGCCAGUCUUCCAGCCGGUGAUUCCUUAUGUCACAACAAUUUUUGGAGGUCUGCACACAGGCAAGAUGGUCAUGCUCCAGGGGGUAGUCCCUCAAGAUGCGCGCAGGUUCCAGGUGGACUUUCAGUGUGGCUGCAGCCUUCAGCCCCUGCCAGAUAUCGCUCUCCAUUUCAACCCUCGCUUUCAUACCAUGAAGCCCCAUGUCAUCUGCAACAGCCUGCGAGGUGGGCGCUGGCAAGCGGAGGCCCGGUGGCCUGGCCUGGCCCUACAGAGAGAGGCCAGCUUCCUCAUCCUCUUUCUCUUUGGGAAUGAGGCGGUGAAGGUGAGUGUGAAUGGACAACACUUCCUUCAUUACACUUACCGGCUCCCAUUGUCCCGGGUGGACACCCUGGGUAUAUCUGGUGACAUCUUGGUGAACGCUGUUGGAUUCCUGAACAUCAAUCCAUUUAUGGAGGGCAGCAAAGAAUAUCCAGUUGGAUACCCGUUCCUGCUGAAAAGUCCCAGACUGGAGGUCCCGUGCUCGCGUGUUCUCCCUCGGGGUCUCUGGCCCGGGCAGGUCAUCAUAGUGCGGGGACUGGUGUUGCAAGAGGCAAAGGAUUUCACGUUGAGUCUGCGGGACCAGUCGGCUCGCCUUCCUGUGACGCUCCGGGCUUCCUUCGCAGACCGGACCCUGGCCUGGGUCUCUCCUUGGGGACAGAAGAAGCCCAUCUCGGCCCCUUUCCUCUUUUACCCUCAGCGAUUCUUCGAGGUGCUGCUCCUGUGCCACAAGGAAGGGCUGAAGCUGGCGCUCAAUGGGCAGGGAGUAGGGGCCACCAGCCUGGGCCCGCAGACCCUGGAGCAGCUGCGGGAGCUUCGGAUCAGUGGUGGUAUCCAGCUCUACUGCGUCCACCCCUGAAGGGGGCUCCAGGAGACCCCUGGCCAGAGAAAAGAAGGGCGUACGUAUUCCAGGGCCCUGGAAUAUGGCCCUACUCUCGAUUCUUCACUGGCCUGCCUGCCUUUCCCCAUAUCAGGACUGAUUCCCUUCUGGUGUUCCAGGUCUGGGGCUGCAGGGCCUUCAGGCUCCAUAGCAGAGAGAAAGCAUAAUAGUGGGAAGUUCCUGCGGAAGUCUCUACCUCCUCCACCCCGAGCCUAGAAUUGCGCCUCCUCUUCCUUCAGAGCCUAGACAGAGGCGCAGAGAAACCGUUUUUGUAGCCUAACGAAGCUAUCUGGAAAGACCUUAAAGAAUUUGGAAGUUUGUUUGAUUCUCAUCGAGCAGCCCUUGGGGUGCGGAUCGUUAAGGUUAGUGGGUCUCCUCUUCUCCCACAGACAGCAAGGGCUUUUCUAAUCACCAUCCCAGCACUGUGAGGACAUCGUUGUUGUCUGCAUGGCUGACGUUUGGAUGCAGCACCCUAUCUCGGUCUCAGCCACUGAAAAUCUGGAUGGAGAAUGUAGACAAGGGCAACUGGAUGGCAUAAGUCCCCAGCAUGGCAUUGGCAUAUGUUGUGCACACUUACUCCUGUCUGAAAAGGAAACGGGAAUGUUUUUCACCGGAUGGUCAGAGUUCUGUUUAGUAUGAAAGAAAGGGGUCCUGGGUUUGCAUGAAUCACUACAGACUCUGUGACGAGGAGAUGCUGUUUCCGCCCUCAUUUUAUGAAAGAGAAAAGGGUCUGUCAUUUGCCAAGAUCACACAGGCAGUAAGGGGUGGUGCUGGGAUUUGAUCCCAGGGAUUCUGCCUGAGCAGUGACUCUUUACGGAUAGAAUCUAGUCCAUCCAUCCAUACAUACUCUAACUCACACAUGAAGAUUGGCACAGGAGUUAGGAGGCAUAAAAGAAACUUGAAAAUUUAGAAGAUGAGCAAGACAGGAGAACUAUCACCAAAUCAAGCAUAAAAGUCAAAUAAGAAUAAAGCCAAAUAU
Molecule: messenger RNA, 1960 nt
Organism: Echinops telfairi (small Madagascar hedgehog)
Lineage: Eukaryota; Metazoa; Chordata; Mammalia; Afrosoricida; Tenrecidae
Gene: LGALS12
Product: galectin 12
Exons: 9
Coding region: 16-960 (314 amino acids)
Biological process (GO): intrinsic apoptotic signaling pathway; lymphatic endothelial cell migration
Molecular function (GO): integrin binding; lactose binding
Source: RefSeq, a predicted model, not a curated record